This is a messenger RNA of Beta vulgaris subsp. vulgaris (sugar beet), 2697 nucleotides long. RefSeq names its product probable beta-D-xylosidase 6. Gene Ontology annotation, molecular function: alpha-L-arabinofuranosidase activity; xylan 1,4-beta-xylosidase activity. The coding region runs from base 51 to 2441 and encodes 796 amino acids. Gene Ontology annotation, biological process: xylan catabolic process; arabinan catabolic process. Gene Ontology annotation, cellular component: plant-type cell wall. The transcript has 6 exons. NCBI's taxonomy places the organism in Eukaryota, Viridiplantae, Streptophyta, Magnoliopsida, Caryophyllales, Amaranthaceae. The record is from RefSeq and is a predicted model, not a curated record.
GAAGUCAGAACGUUGAUCCCCCAUAGGCCAUAACAUAAUCAGUAAUCAGGAUGAGAAGAUACAACACACAAUCUUCCCUCCUCACUCUCAUACUCCUUUGCUCUCUACUCCAACAACAACUCACAGUAAAAGCAUCAAAAACUACUCCAUUACCAAACCUUAAACUCAAAUUCUCAUGUAACCCACCUCAAAAUUCCUACCCUUUUUGCAACACAUCUCUUCCACACUCAACCAGAUCACAAAACCUACUCUCUCUCCUCACACUCCCUGAGAAAAUCAGUUUUCUGUGCAACAAUUUCUCAGGAAUACCCAGAUUAGGAAUCCCACCAUAUCAAUGGUGGUCUGAAUCACUCCAUGGAAUUGCAACAAAUGGUCCUGGAAUCAACUUCAAUGGACUCAUCAAAUCAGCCACUAUGUUCCCACAGGUGCUUAAUUCAGCUGCUUCUUUUAACAAAAGUUUGUGGUUUGAAAUUUCUUCUGCAAUUAGUGUUGAAGGAAGGUCAAUGUACAAUUCUGGGCAAGCUGGGUUGACUUUUUGGGCACCCAAUAUUAAUAUUUUUAGGGACCCAAGAUGGGGGAGAGGCCAAGAGACUCCUGGGGAGGACCCACUUGUUGUUUCAUCUUUUGGGGUUGAAUUUGUCAAGGGUUUUCAAGGUCAGUUUUUUGGAAAUGGAGAUGGGUAUAAUUAUAAUUAUGGAAAGAAGAAAGUUUUGGAAGAAGAUGAAGACGAUGAUGGGUUGUUGAUGCUUUCUGCUUGUUGUAAGCAUUUUACUGCAUAUGAUUUGGAGAAGUGGGGGAAUUUCAGCAGAUAUUCCUUUGAUGCUGUGGUUACUGAACAAGACAUGGAGGACACCUACCAACCCCCAUUUAAGAGUUGUAUCCAACAAGGUAAAGCAAGCUGCUUGAUGUGUUCUUACAAUAGUGUCAAUGGGAUACCUGCAUGUGCAAGAGGAGAUCUUUUGGAGAAAGUACGAAGUGAUUGGGGAUUUAGGGGAUAUAUCACCUCUGACUGUGAUGCAGUGGCAACAAUCUAUGAAUAUCAUUCAUAUGUUACAACCGCAGAGGAUGCAAUUGCUGACGCUCUUAAAGCAGGAGUUGAUAUAAACUGUGGAACUUACAUGCUUUACUAUGCCGAAUCUGCUAUUGGAAAAGGAAAGCUCAAGCAAGAAGAUAUUGACCGAGCUCUUAAAAACCUGCUCUCUGUUCUGCUCCGAUUGGGUCUUUUCAAUGGAGAUCCUUUGAAUGGUAUGUUUGGAAGACUGGGAAGUCAAGAUGUUUGUACUCAAAAGCACCAGAGACUAGCACUUGAAGCAGCAAGGGAGGGCAUAGUGCUUCUUAAGAAUUAUGACAACUUCUUACCUUUAAACAAGCAUCACAUAUCUUCAUUAGCCAUCAUUGGUCCUGGUGCCAAUUCUACAAGUCAGCUAUGGGGUGGAUAUUCAGGAGUUCCAUGCAAUGCGAAAACCUAUGCUGAGGGCCUGCAAACAUACAUCAAGGAGACAUCUUAUGUUGGUGGAUGCCUGAAUGUGGCUUGUGAAUCCAACUCAAUGUUUGAUGAAGCCCUCCUUGUUGCUGAAGUAUCUGAUUAUGUUAUCUUAGUUGUUGGACUGGACUUGACCCAAGAAACUGAAGAUAAAGACCGUGUUACUCUUCUUCUUCCUGGAAAACAGAUGGAACUUGUAUCUUUGGUUGCUUCUGUUAGCAGAAGACCAGUUAUAUUAGUCCUCACUGGUGGUGGACCCUUAGAUGUCUCUUUUGCUGAAGAAAAUUCACGAAUUGCUAGCAUUCUUUGGCUUGGGUAUCCUGGUGAAGCUGGUGGCAAAGCACUCGCCGAAGUCAUCUUUGGAGAUCAUAAUCCAGGUGGGAGAUUGCCUAUGACUUGGUAUCCAGAAUCAUUCACCAAGAUACCUAUGAACAACAUGAAUAUGCGGGCUGAUCCUUCUCAUCUAUAUCCCGGAAGGACCCAUCGGUUUUAUACUGGAAAGGUUGUUUAUAAAUUUGGACAUGGUUUAAGCUAUACGAAUUACACGUACAAGUUUUUAUCAGCACCAAUUAUGCUUAAUGUGUUCACGGAGAACAAAUCUAACUCAAGAAUACUAUAUCAAAGGAUUGGUUAUGUUUCAACAGAUGAGCUGUUUUCUUGUGAUUCUUUGAGGUUCAAUGUCGAAAUCUCAGUAAUGAACGGCGGGUUUAUGGAUGGAAGCCAUGUUGUAAUGCUUUACUCAAAAACGUCUAGAAAUGUAGAUGGUGCUCCAAGAAAACAGCUUAUUGGAUUUAGCCGCGUCCAUACUACUGCUCAUGGAUCGACAGAAACGAGCAUCGUAGUUGAUCCUUGUGAACAUCUUAGCUUUGCAAAUGAGCAUGGAAAGAGGGUAUUGCAUUUGGGAGAGCAUAUAUUGAUGUUAGGAGAUCUGGAGCACUCAUUGCUGAUUGAUUUAUGAUCUGUUUAGUUAGUUAAAAUACUUGCAAAAGCCACGUAUUCUUGUGCUCCUUGCCGUUGCAAGGGACCAAAUUUGAAGUUUUAUCGGUUGAUGUUGAGUGGGAGUUUGAGGGUGGAUUAUGAUCUUUGUUUUCGUUAUGAAAAAUUUCGAUAUAGUUAUAUUUACAAUGUUCUAGGAAUAACUUUAACUAUUAUAUUUUGAAUCAUGAUUAAUAUGAAAUAUAAUUAGUUGAUAUUUAAUAAUACUAACUAAGGUC